AGAUCUCUCCACCAAUAGGAUCGUUCGUUGUUCCUCCGGCCGACCAAUAGGAUCAGAGCUGUGAGUCCGUGAACAUGGGACGGCUAAUGGUGGUGCAGACAGACAGAGGGAGUUAGAGAGAGAGAGACGCACACACACACACACACAGGGUGAAGGAGACGCAGGCGGCCAUGGCGGAGUUUCUCACCGACCCGUCCGUGCUGACUAAAGACAAGCUGAAGAGCGCGCUGAUGGCCAACAACGUGGCGCUGCCGAACGGAGAGCAGCGGAAGGGAGUGUACGUGGAGCUGUAUCUGAAAAACCUGACGUCCCAGAACAAGAGGAGCGGCUCCGCGGAGGCUUUCUCCAGCGACGAGGAGACUCCUGCCCCCGGUGCAGCCCCCGUGACCGCGCGCUCCGGCAGGAAAGCCACCAGGAAAACAGACCGGGUUCGUCCCGAGGAGAUCGACGUUACCGAACUGACCAACGAGGAGCUGAAGGAGCAGCUGCUGAAGUACGGGGUCAGUGCCGGACCCAUCGUAGCGUCCACACGUAAAGUGUACGAGAAGAAGCUGCAGAAGUUACUGGACCAGGGUCCUCCUCAGACCACCGUCAUCACCGUCUCCGAGCCGGUUCAGACCCACACCACCCGUAACGGGAGCGCAGACUCGGACCAGUACAGCGAUAAAGAGGAAGAAACAAGAGCAGCAGAACCAGAACCGGAGCUAGAGCCUGAACCCGAGCCUGUCCCGAUAGUAGAGCGGCCGCUAAGGAGCCGAGGAAAAACCCCAGUGACCACCAGAACCAGAAGCAGCCAGAACAAGGAUGAAGGUGACGAGUUGGAAGAAGAAGACCUUGAUGCGGCAAAUGUCAAGAGGAAGUCGAGGAGGUCGUCUCGCCGUGUGGAUCACACCGUUCCCGACUCUGUAUCUGUGUCAGAGUUGCUCCCAGUUCCUCGUGAGAGGAAACGAUUCCCGGCAAUACCCAAGGAGCCGAAGGAGCUGCUUGCCGAAGCACUGCCGAGGUCUUUUCGUGUGAGUGAGGAGGGCUCGUCUGAGUCUCCCGAACGGCGUCCGUCUUCGGCCCGCGCCCCUUUGGAUUAUCAGGACGGCGCCGUUUCCGCUGACAAGGUGUCGUGUGAAGUAGAUGUGGUUUUUGAGUUAAUACUGGGUGAAGGGAAUGGGUUUCUCACACGCAUUUGCUGUUUGAUAAGUAAACCUCCUCCUCAGUUUUAUAAAAGGGUUACCGUCGCUGUGAAGACCGUGGGACCGCGUCAUACAUCACCCUCCGGCCAGCCAGAAAGAAAGCGUAGUGAAAGUGUCGCUGCGUUGCCUAAAGCAUCUGCUGAGGAAGUCCAGCUUUCCCUCCUCGAUACCGCUCUCCUCGAGGUUGGUCCACAGGAGGUUCUGAGCUCCAGACCUGAUCAUGUGGACUCGCCACGCGAGUUUAAAUCAUUGUCAAAGCACGCAAAACCGAAGAGUUCACCUUGUUCAGCUUCACCUCAGCCAUCCAGAGAGCUGAUCCACGCGAUGUGCAGACUCUCACCUUCUCGAGCCGGUCAAGACAGAGGUUCCUCGAGCUCUCUCUCUCUCGUGGAGUCUCCCUGUCGUCCGUCUCGUGACCUUCCUGUCAUGAAGAGCUCGUCUGACGUACAGGCGCGAUCGUGUGCUUCUCCGUCAGCAGUACAGAGCCGAAUCGAUGGCUUCUUCUCUCCAGUUACGCCUGCUCGGGGGCAGGACCACGGCCUUACAGAUCAGACUCCAGGAGCGCUGAUCGAGAAGUUAUCAGCCGUUGAGCAGACCCCUAAGACACCAGAGAGAGACCUGCUGAAGGACAUGUUCCCUAACGAGGUCUUCAACACUCCCACAGGAAUCAGCGCCACUCGUCGGCAGCCGAUUAAAGGAGCUGCAGGACGGCCCUUCAGUGAGACCUGGCAGGACAACCUACGUCCCCGUCUCACCGAGCACAGAUACACCAGUUCAUCCUACACAGAGACCCGGUCUGCCCCUCGCCUCAGCGCAGUCCCUCGCCUCAGCGCCGCCCCCUUGUCGACCCCCCUGUCCGUCCCUCUGUCCGUCCCCAAACUCGCUGCGCCCCCGAGCGUCCCGCCCAAAUCGCGACGCCGAGUGCCCGUCUGGGUGCAGCUGCUGCUGCUCAGCGCAGUCGCCGGCUUCCUGCUGUUCGUCUAUCAGGCCAUGGAGAGCAACCAGAUGAGUCCGUUUGGGCAGCCGGGCCACAGCGAGGCGCUAGACACCUCCGGGAAAUGAACAAUCUGUCUUCAACCCACCCUCAGAACACCACAUUUAAAGACUUUUUCUGUCCCGUGUACAUCAUUUUUCUAACUCGCCUGGUCCAGAGAACCGUCCAGAACCAAGCGAGGUCUCAAGAACCCGUUUGCGUUUUGUUUUCGGAGGAGUUUUUUUUCCGAGCAGCUCUGUGUGGUGCUACAGUAGGUGGGUCAGAAGCUUCUGAACAAAAGCUAGAAUUAAGGAAAAGCCAAAGGAGUCACACAACGUCUCUGUGUAUUUUUACAUUCUGUGAAUAAAUUAUCUAGAGAAAUAAAGCAUAAUUAAUCUGAUUUAUGAGUUUAAUAAGUCACAAGACGGCCUUAAACUGAACUCGGGACGCAUCAACGCAGCGAGUUACAAGAAUCCGCUCGCUAAUGUUGGAGAGAGCGAGUACAAAUGUGCACGCAGCGUGGAGCAGAAUAAAAUAUCUCACGGCUCUCCUGAUUGUUAAUUAUAAUGAGCCUGCUUGUUUUGAUGUCAUCAAAGACCAAAUAAAAGUUCUGAAAAUGAAUAAAUAAAUAAACAAAUAAACAUCCUCCUGAUGCGUCCCUAAACCAUUUCCGAACCCGUCUUCUCACUAACUCUCACUUUCACAUAGUGUUAUCUUGUCGAGUCUUAUAUUAUUUAUGUAUACCUUUUUUUUUUUUGGCAAUAUAAUAAAACGUGAACUCGCCCGGCCACUUUAUUAGAAACAUUCAUGUAAUCGGCUUAUCACGUUGCAGCAGCACAGUGUUUGAGAUCGUUCAGCUCGUUGUAAGGAGUGAUCAUUCAAGUCACUGUAGACGCACAAGACCCGACAUGAUCCAGUGUGACUGUCCUCCUCUGACCAGGUUUUUUCGGUAACUCCACGCUCUAAAGUCAGAGAUGUUUGAUACAAAUGAUAGUCUGUUGACUUAUACGGGACUUUUUAUACAUCAUGCUGCAGACACUUGAUUGGCUGUUUAGAUGUUCCUAAUAAAGUAGACACAGUGUAUAUCAUGACUUACUUUUUGAAUAUUUGCUACAUAUUUUACAUGUUUAUUCAUAAAAAAUUUCCCACAGCAAAUUUUUUUUUUUUUAUCUUGUCAUAAUUAAAAAGAAAUAAAGCUUAUCGAUGAAAAAAACCUUUUUUUUAAAUAUGAAUUAUCUGCGUAACAAAAGCUUAGCACUUCAUUUAUCCAUGGUAAUUGCUUCAUGUAUAUUAUAUUUACUCCUCCGUAUAGUAUUUAUUGUUAUGUUUAUGUUUAUUCAGGAGAACGCUGCGUGAAUUACGACUGAGACUGAGGACAGUGGGAGUUUUUUUUUAUACCGUAGCCCGCAUUAUGUGAUUUGUAGAAAUAAAAUAAAACAUUUAACUUCA
This is a messenger RNA of Clarias gariepinus (North African catfish), 3606 nucleotides long. It is a transcript of the gene tmpoa, whose product is annotated as thymopoietin a. Lineage: Eukaryota; Metazoa; Chordata; Actinopteri; Siluriformes; Clariidae. The record is from RefSeq and is a predicted model, not a curated record. Gene Ontology annotation, molecular function: DNA binding. The coding region runs from base 171 to 2246 and encodes 691 amino acids. The transcript is spliced from 13 exons.